AUGCUGAUGUUCGUCAUUGCAAACAUCGUCGGCAGCACCAUCCAGAUAACUACCCUCCCGCUUCCGGUGCUUUCAACCCUUCAAGCAGUCAGUGACUUCUCUGAAUCAUAUGCUUUCACCAGAUACUCUCUCAUCGGCACAGUCUUGGUCUGCAUCGGCGCGCUCCUUAUAGCAGUUUUUGGCGCCGUGGGGGAGCCAGCGCAUACUCUCGAUCAGCUUUUGGAGCUACUGCAGCGUCGAAACUUUAUACUUUGGAUGGCAGGGACGGCCGUAUUGGUGCUGGUCAUCUAUCUCGGCUCCCGCCUGCUGAAAUUCCUGGCUUCUCCAUCUCGUUCUAAAUACCCCGGCACACGCGGUUCAUAUAGGCCGCACUUGCAAAUCUCCCACGGACGUGUUCGACUGAUCCGCGGUCUAUGCUAUGGCAUGAUCAGCGGUAUCCUAUCGGCGCAUUCUCUUCUGCUCGCUAAAUCAGCCGUGGAGCUCCUCGUUCGGACAGUCGUGGAUCGCGUCAAUCAAUUCGAUCGCUGGCAAUCUUGGGUCAUUCUUCUCGCCAUGAUCGGUCUUGCCCUCUCUCAACUAUUCUAUCUACAUCGGGGCCUGAAGCUGUGCAGCACCAGUGUCCUGUACCCAUUCGUCUUCUGCAUCUAUAAUAUUAUCGCCAUCAUAGAUGGAUUAAUAUACUUCCGGCAAAUGUCCCAGCUGGCAGGCUUCCAUGCUGGGCUGAUAUCGCUUGGAACAAUUGUCUUACUUGGAGGUGUCCUCUGCUUGUCGUGGCGCUUAGAGGUCAUAGACAGCCAUGCGGCUGUGACUGUUGUCGGACCGUCUCAGACUGGCCUUGGUCCUGGAAUGGCUGUCGUCGAGGAGCAUGAAACCUCCCCCCUUAGUCUGGGAAGGGACAGCCACGAGGAUCUGGAGCGUGAGCCCCUCUUACGCAGUGCUCAAAUUCCUCGGCGAAGUAUACAUAAGAGAGCACCCAGUCUGCCUCUACCUCAAUCCUCAUUGAGUCCGCAGGACUCCACGGCAGAUCUCGAUCCAGCUUCCAUCUGGGCAGAGUUGGAUGACUCUGACUUUGACUAUGCCGCAGCUAUGAUGCGUUCCUCCAGGCGCAGUCGCACAUUUGGAGAUCCACCUUCGGCCCAGUCAAGAAGCAGAAUGAGAAACAGUUUCCAGCGUGGACCUCGCCGCUCCAGCACCAUUUCAGUCAACCAGAAUACCUGGAACCCGCGCAGAACAUCACAAGCCGUACAUCAGGGGCGUCGCAAGCAACGGCGAACAUCAGCACCUGCUCCAGAGAACCGCAGUCUCCUUUCGAAGCCCCAACCCCACGCAACCGGCUACGGCACCCAGGACGACCGCUCAGACAACCUAGUAUCGGGGCAUCGUCGCCGCGAAUCCCUCACCGACGCAGAUUCAUCAGCCGGGUACUCGAAUCUCCUCGCAGGUCCGAGGAGCACUCUCCGCGGAGCCUGGCGAAGCGGUCUUCAAUACCUCACUCAAUGGACCGGUAGCAAUCGAGAAAGACGUCAGAGCUCAUCCAGUCCGGGCCCCGACCUUGAAGCCAGUCCCAACCAACGCACAGAAUGA
Aspergillus niger is the source of this 1584-nucleotide messenger RNA. RefSeq lists its product as uncharacterized. Gene Ontology annotation, biological process: magnesium ion transport. The coding region runs from base 1 to 1584 and encodes 527 amino acids. Gene Ontology annotation, molecular function: magnesium ion transmembrane transporter activity. The record is from RefSeq and is a predicted model, not a curated record. The transcript is spliced from 2 exons. Lineage: Eukaryota; Fungi; Ascomycota; Eurotiomycetes; Eurotiales; Aspergillaceae. Gene Ontology annotation, cellular component: membrane.